CACGUUAGAGAGCCAAGAAAAUGAAGAAAAAACACAGCGCUGCGCAGAAUAGACCCUAGGCCAGAGCCAGCCGCCGCGGCGCUUUCCCCGCUGGCUCGCCGCGGGCUUCCCGCUUCGCCGGCCCCUCGUUAGCUCGUCGGCUCUUCAGGAGUCGUCAUGUGACGACUGGCGAGUCGAGACCAGCACUCUACAUGCUGAGUUGGAAAAGCAAUGCAGGUUCCUGCAAGACGCAAAAGCAGCACACACGAUUCAGGAACUCAUGCUUGAACAAAUCCAGUUCACGCAUGGCAUGACCAUCAAAUUCACAUCUGUCUAGAUUUUUCUUUCAUCUCCUAGUUGAACGGAAAAUAAAACAAGUGGUCUAAGCUACUUUCUAGAAAUUACCAGCAGCUAGAUUAAUAUCUUGACCUUAAUAUCAUGGAUCUGGCUGACAAUUAGCAUGAUAAAACUUAUCUUCUGAAUCAUGCAUCAUCGUGCUGGAACGAGCUCCUCUGACUUAGCUCUUGCUAAGUUAGGGUGCUACAGUACCCUGACUUGGUAUGUUAUAAACCGUUGGAUCGUAAAUGAAUGGCUCAGAUCUGACUACACAGUGCGUGAACAGUUCGAGACUACAGUGUUCAGUCUACAGUACAUAAUCUUGGCCUCUUGUUUUAGAUCCAACGACUAUGUUAGCCUAACUUAGCAAGAGCUAAGUUAGAGGAGCCGGUUCACUAGUUCAAACACACAAGCAAAAUCUGCAGACGGUGCUAGUACUAUGUCGCACCGAGUCCCACGAUAGGGCCUGCCUGUAGCUGUCAGCCCCACUCUACACUACAAGCUCUACAGCGCUGUGACAGUUCCACUCUACACUACAAGCCCUACUUCGCCAGUAGCUGCUCUACCCAUCAAAACUGGAUCUCGGCAUACGCCCCAUCUCGCACUCGCAGCGGUAGCUUCGGCAUGGACACCGCAGGGCUGCACGUCAUGGUGCUGCCGCUCCCGGCGCAGGGGCACGUGACCCCGCUCAUGGAGCUGUCGCACCGCCUCGUCGACCACGGCUUCGAGGUCACCUUUGUCUGAACGGAGCCCGUCAUCAACGCCAUGCGACAGACUACCACGCACGACGACAGGAAGAUCCACCUGGUAUCCAUCCCGGACGGUCUGUCUGACGGCGACGACCGGAGGGACCUUGGCAAGGUCCUGGACGCGCUCUCCUGGUGCGUGCCGGGCUACGUGGAGGACCUCAUCGGGAAGACGAAGGUGAAGUGGCUCGUUGCCGACACCAACAUGGGAGCGCUGUGCUUCGAGGUCGCCAAGAAGCUUGGCGUCAGGGUCGCCUCCUUCUUCCCAGCCUCCGCGGCAUGCCUUGGGACGUUGUUCAGGGUUCCAAAGCUCAUCGAGGACGGCUUCUUCGACGACAAGGGAUUCCCGAAACGACGAGGGGAGUUCGAGCUGGCCCCGAAGAUGCCGCCGAUCUACACUUCGCACAUGGUGUGGAGCGUCGAAGGCGGCCCAGAGGUGCAGCACGCAGCCUUCCAGCUGGUGUGCCGGAACAACCAGGCAAGCAGCCUCGCGGAGGUCGUCGUGUGCAACUCGUUCCUCGAAGCGGAGGCCACGGCGUUCGAGCUGUUCCCAAACAUACUGCCCAUCGGCCCGCUGUUCGCCGACCAAAGAAAGCCGGUCGGACAGUUCCUGCCGGAGGACACGAGAUGCCUCAGCUGGCUCGACGGUCAUCCCGACAACUCCGUCGUGUACGUGGCAUUCGGCACCUCCACCGUCUUCGACCCCCGCCAGUUCAAGGACCUCGCAGAGGGGCUGGAGCUCACCGGACGGCCUUUCCUGUGGGUCGUCCGUCCGGACUUCACGUCCGGUGCCGGCGUGAGCAAGGCGUGGUUCGACGAAUUCGAGAGCCGCGUCGCCGGCAGGGGCAUGGUCGUCAGCUGGUGCUCCCAGCAGCAGGUUCUGGCGCACCGUGCCGUGGCGUGCUUCGUGUCGCACUGCGGGUGGAACUCGACGAUGGAAGGGGUGAGAAACGUCGUGCCCUUCCUGUGCUGGUCCCGACUGAAGGUCGACCAGUACGCCAACCGGAGCUACGUCUGCGAUAUCUGGAGGACUGGCCUGGCCGUGUCGCCCGUUGAAGACGGCGUCGUGACCAAGGAGGAGGUGAGCGCCAAAGUGGAACAAGUCAUUGGCGACCAUGGGAUUGCAGACAGGGCACGGAUGCUCGGGGAUGCAGCUCGCAGCAGCCUCGGUGAGGGCGGCUCGUCGUACGGGAACUUCAACAGAUUCAUAGGCCUCCUAAUGGAGUGAGCUGCACUUCAAAUUUGACGAAAUAAUUUGGUUUGGUAGGAUGCUCUGUUCUUUGUCCUCUCUUGGCAGUGAGUGAACUUCGAUUCUCUUUUCUAUGCACUUGGAACAUGAAGCGUGU
This is a messenger RNA of Lolium perenne, 2407 nucleotides long. Its product is annotated as UDP-glycosyltransferase 83A1. The record is from RefSeq and is a predicted model, not a curated record. Gene Ontology annotation, molecular function: quercetin 3-O-glucosyltransferase activity; quercetin 7-O-glucosyltransferase activity. Lineage: Eukaryota; Viridiplantae; Streptophyta; Magnoliopsida; Poales; Poaceae.